This is a messenger RNA of Polypterus senegalus (gray bichir), 2641 nucleotides long. RefSeq names its product urea transporter 2-like. The transcript is spliced from 10 exons. Gene Ontology annotation, cellular component: membrane. Gene Ontology annotation, molecular function: urea transmembrane transporter activity. Gene Ontology annotation, biological process: urea transmembrane transport. Lineage: Eukaryota; Metazoa; Chordata; Cladistia; Polypteriformes; Polypteridae. The record is from RefSeq and is a predicted model, not a curated record. Bases 1028 to 2236 code for a protein of 402 amino acids.
UAACAUUUUGGAUUGACUGAUAGCACUGUGUUUGUUCCAUAUUAAAAUUAAUCCUCAAAAAUACAACUUGCAUAAUAAUUGUGAACACAGUAUAGUCGGGUUUUGAUUGCCUGUUUUCAAACGUUGCUUGCGGGAUAUCUUAACGCGGGUGCUGUCUGCAAAGUGUGUUCGGUGUUUAACGCUUCUUUAGUUUGUUUAAUAACGGACUUAAUUUUUUCAAUUCUAACCAGAGGCCUUGUGGUGAUUGUUUAAAAUAAAAGAAACGGAGAAUAAAGGAGAAGAGAAUGACCAGACCGUUAGUAUACCAAACAUACGUGGUAUUUAUCUAUCCAUUCUUCGAUCCAUCCAUUAUCCAACCCGAUAUCCUAACUACAGAGCCACGGGGAUCUGCUGGAGCCAAUCCCAACCAACACUGGGAGCAAGGCAGGAAACAAACCCCGGACAGGGUGAAAGCCCACCGCAGGUGAUAUUUAUGAAUUACUUAAUAAUAAUUUAUUUUACGGACCCCCUUGUCAUGUAUCACGGACCCCACUUUGAGAAACACCGUUUUGUUCUUCUGUUAGUUGUUUAAAUCACAUACUGUAUAAUGCUGACAUUAUGAGGGGAUUAAAAUACAUUUUUUCUUAAAAAUGUGCAAACCAUUGAAUAUUUAGGAUAUGCCAAAUGAGGAGGCUAAAUGUUUAUAGAGGAAAAAGAGGUGGCGUUUCAAAGCGCGGCAUCCUCGCGCGUGUAUUGGCGGAGGCGUAUGUAAAUUAGGAGGAGACGCGCCCUCUAAGCCUUUAUCACUUUGUCCACAAGAAGAAAUCCGCGCAUCAAAUAAGUGCGACUUCUGAUAACACGGCUAGAAAAGGACAGUCUGAAGGAAGGGCACACGCAUUUCUAUGCCUGGCCUAAGUCGUUCUGAGGUGAUUCAUUUGACUUUGAUAUACCAAAGAAAUUCCAACGGUUUAACACGAAUCUUCCAGAAACAGCCAUUGAACCAUCAAAAAGCAUAGCUCACAUCAUUUUACAGGAACUAAAUCCACUUAUGGAUGAAAUAAAUUCCUCAAGCCAUGAACAAAAUCAAGCAACGGAGCAGCAUCAUGAAAAUCAAAAGGACACAGGAAAAUUCCAAAAACUACAAAAUUUUAAGUCACAGCUCUGGAAAGGCGUUUCUUUUAUCUCAGGAGACAUGCAUGCCUUUGCCAAAUGGCUGAAGGGAAAGUAUGUGGUAUUUCAGUUUUUUGACUGGAUUCUGAGGGGUGCUGCCCAAGUGAUGUUUGUUAACAAUCCUUUGAGUGGUCUUAUUAUAUUUGCUGGACUAAUUUUACAAAACCCUUGGUGGGCACUAAAUGGAUUUGUGGGUACCAUGUUUGCAACAAUCUCUGCCCUUAUUCUCCAGCAAAACAGGGGAGCCAUUGCUGCAGGAUUGUAUGGCUACAAUGGGAUCCUAGUGGGCCUUCUUAUGGCAGUGUUCUCUGAAAAGGGAGACUGGUACUGGUGGCUCCUGUUUCCAAAUGUUUUUAUGUCCAUGGCGUGCCCAAUUGUUUCAAGUGCUUUGGCUUCUAUCAACAGCAAAUGGGGCCUUCCAGUCUUUACUCUGCCUUUUAACAUUCUGGUCUGCUUGCAUAUGGUGGCCACAGGACAUUACAAUCGUUAUUUCCCGCAGGUUCUCAUCAAACCCAUUGCUUCAACUCCUAAUCUCACCUGGUCAGAUGUCAAUGUUGGCAUGCUGUUUAGGGCUGUGCCAGUGGGUAUUGGACAAGUGUACGGCUGUGAUAAUCCAUGGACUGGAGGCAUUUUUAUUGUUGCUUUGUUCAUUUCAUCUCCCGUCACCUGUUUGCAUGCAAUAAUCGGCUCUGCUUCUGGUGUCCUGUCAGGCUUGGCUCUUGCAUCACCCUUCCAAAACAUCUAUGAUGGCCUCUGGAGUUAUAACAGUGUGUUGGCUUGUAUAGCCAUAGGAGGAAUGUUCUACGCUUUGACAUGGCAGACUCACCUUCUUGCUGUUGCUUGUGCCUUCUUUUGUGCUUACCUGGGAGCAGCAAUAGGAAAUGUCAUGUCAGUGUUUGGUUUGCCUGCGUGCACGUGGCCCUUCUGCCUCUCAGCACUGACCUUCUUGCUCAUCACCACUGACGCAAAGGCCAUUUUCAGGCUGGAACUCGCUAACGUCACGUACCCUGAAGAAAACUUAAAAAACUACAAAAAGAUGAGGAAACUCGAGAGGAUGGACUUAAAAGACAUUCAAAUUAGUGGUUAAAGCUGAAGCAACCAGACUGUUUUCAAAGCUCACAAAAGCAACUUUAUUAAAUGCUUUUUUGUUUUAACAGCAGUACCUCUGAAAUUACAGUAUUAUAUAAGUUAUUGAAGUUAUUCUCCAAAACUAACGGAAUUGCUAUUUUUAAAUCACUGUAAAAAUUCAAUUCACAAAAAGCAGAAAGUAUACUCAAUUUUUGGACUCUUCUAAACUAGUAGACUAAUUAUGAACUUGUUAAGCAGAUUGAAGAAAUCAAAAUUUUACAAACGUGUUCUGAGAAUGUUGUAUGGGUAAAGAAAACAUUUACACCCAUACAGAGCUUGUGAAAGUGUUGAUUCAGGCAUGUCGUAUUAUUUUGUGUUUUGUAAUAAAUUUAGAGUACUUUACAGAGAUCUGUUUUCACUUUGA